AAGUGAUUCUUUACCUCGAACCAUGCUAUUGGUUAACAUUUACACAUCCCAACUUGUUAAACUAGUUUUUUCCAGAUCCCUACGUAGUCUUAACUGCAGUCAGUUCACAAGUCUGAAAGAAUACUCAGGAUCCUGCUUAUCGGAGAGGAAAUCAGAAAGCAGCAGGAAGGUGGAGGAGUUUGCCUUCCCAGCAGUGUACAUGUAUCAGCCAGGUAUUCUGGAGAGAAGAACACACUCAGUGAGACCAUGGAUGAUCGUCUUUAUUACUACAGCCAUUGUGCUGACUCUGGCAAUAAUUAUUGGUCUCCUUGUUUAUUUUUUAGAAUAUGAUCAGACAACUCACUAUUACCAGGCCUCCCUGCAGAUCCCCAGUAUUGACUAUAAUCCUGACUUUUCUGUGGAACAUUCAAGGACUAGAACUGAUCUGAAACAAAAAAUCAAUAAUGAGAUAAAUAAGAUAUUUCAAAGAUCCAGUUUAAACCAUCAUUAUAUCAGGUCUCAUGUUGUCAACUUUAGGCCAAAUAAUCAUGGUUUGAAAGCAGACAUACUGCUUAAAUUUAAGUUUACUUCUAAGAAUGCAGGCACUAUGAAGAGACAAGCUGACAAGAUUGUGCAUGAGAAUAUGAAAUCUGAUGAGAGCUUCUUGAAGAUAGAUACUUCAUUACCUUAUCUCAGAGAAGUAAAUGGAGCACAAGCAGAGCAUUUUCUGAACAGCUGUUGUGGUUUAGGGAUGGACUACCCACUCAUGGAAAGAAUUGCUCAAGGCCAGGUUGCAGAGCCAGCCGCGUGGCCGUGGCAGGCCAGCCUGCAGGUGGACGGCACGCACUUCUGCGGGGCCUCCCUCAUCAGCGAGGCCUGGCUCCUCACCGCCGCGCACUGCUUCGACACUCACAAAAACCCUAAACUGUGGAUGGCCAGCUUUGGAACAACCCUACGCUCUCCACUGAUAAGAAGAAAGGUGCAGUCAAUUAUUGUCCAUGAAAAUUACGCUGCCCACAAGCACGAGGAUGAUAUCGCUGUGGUGGAGCUCUCCACCCCUGUACUGUUCUCUGAAAAUGUGCACAGAGUCUGUCUCCCAGACGCUACCUUUAAUGUCUUGCCUAGGAGUAAAGUGUUUGUCACUGGAUGGGGAGCGCUAAAAGCAAGUGGUCCAUUUCCAAAUACUCUCCGACAAGUUGAAGUGGAGGUCUUACAUAACGAUGUGUGCAAUCAGGUUAAUGUAUAUGGCGGUGCUGUGUCAUCAGGAAUGAUAUGUGCUGGGUUCCUGUCAGGAGAACGAGAUGCCUGUGAGGGUGAUUCCGGAGGACCUCUGGUCAUUGCGCGCGAUCGAAACGUCUGGUAUCUUAUUGGAAUAGUAAGCUGGGGAAUAGGCUGUGGAAAAGAAAACAAGCCUGGGCUUUAUACCAGAGUGACUCAUUAUCGGGACUGGAUUAAAUCGAAAACUAAUAUUUGAUGCAACAACUACCUCCACGUCCAAACUGCAAACGCCAAGAGUGCUCUCUGGCACAUUGUGUUCAGUGUGUGUUGCGUGUGUAUUGUCCUGAAGUUCAACCCUCCCCUUCCACGUGAGGAAGGCAGACUCUUCCACCUCACCGCAGCGCUUGGCUGACAAUGAGCACAGAAGACUCUGUCAGCUCCGCAAAGCUCUGCCACUCCGGCGGUGCUUCCUUGCUCCUUGCCCUGGCCCUGCUAUGCAUUAUUCAUUUAGUGUAGUCUGUCACCUUACCCAGCAAAAUUUCAACCAGCUGGGCAUUCUCCACUUUCCCUGACUGGGCAUGCAUCUCUCCCGGGAUAGCUCCGCAGUUUUUGUUUUCCUCAUCAAAUAAUCCUCAUCAUGAAAUUAUUGCUCUGCGGACGAGACAAGCGCAAAUCAUUAGUUUUGCCCACGACAAACACCAAGGAUGCGGGGAGCGCUGCACAGGAAGCGGCUUGAGAGACACUGUGACUGUAAGUCUGUUCCCUUCCCCUUGGAUGUCCAUUUAACCACUCAGAAACUUAAAAAUGGUCAAUAUUUAUAUUUGUACUUAAUGGCGCACAUGUUCGUUUCUCUAAGUUACACUAGUGUUUUUUUUUAUUUGCUCGUUUAUUUGAUUGGAGUUUUUUUGUAACAGGAAUGAAGCUCAGGACUUCGUGCUUGCCAGGCGCUGUGCCCCUGAGCUAUUCCCGGCCCCACUAGUGCAUAUUUUGAAGCAAUGAAUGAAUCCUGGGAUUAGAUAGCAAGCGAACUUUAAAUAUUGCCCGGCACAGAAUUCUCGGAACCACGUAAAAUUGGCUUUCAGUAUUCAAAAGCUAAAGGCGAAGUUACUUGGCCUUGUCACUAAUUUGAAAUGUGAAGAGGCAAAAACUCAAUGAGAAAGGGGCUACCUUCAGCUCCAUAUUUAAAAACGAAAGAAGUCUCAUUUCCUGUGUGCAUUUGCUUUUCACUUGUAAUUUUUUAUCUUAAUGCAUUUUAUUUAAAUAGUUUUAUUUUCAACGAGCCUCAGCAGAAUUGAGGGACCUGCAGAAUAAGAAGUCAAUAUGAAUUAGAUAUUCAUACACAACUUACGAUGGAAGUCAAAAUAAAUCGAGAUCAUCAUAAACAAGAUUGUGACAAAGACUUUAUACUGUUAAAAAUGGCAGGCACUGUUUCCAGAAUAGUAUUUAUAGAAAACAUUAACUGAAUCAAGAAAUCAUCUUUGGAAUAGCUUAACUUUUAUUAUAAAAUGGUCAUUUCUUAUGUAUAUAAUUGUGUUUUUAGUACUAUACAUGACUGUAGACCAGUAUUAAACAAAACUCAAACUUAUCCUGUGCAUCUAAAUUUUCAUUUUCUUCUUUUAUAAUUUAAUUAGUUAAUAAGACAAGUAUUUGCUAAAUUUUUCUUAGUACAAUAAAUGAGUUUCUUUCACCCUA
Messenger RNA from Chinchilla lanigera (long-tailed chinchilla), 2889 nucleotides. Its product is annotated as transmembrane protease serine 11G-like. The transcript is spliced from 10 exons. Lineage: Eukaryota; Metazoa; Chordata; Mammalia; Rodentia; Chinchillidae. The coding region runs from base 23 to 1453 and encodes 476 amino acids. The record is from RefSeq and is a predicted model, not a curated record. Gene Ontology annotation, molecular function: serine-type endopeptidase activity. Gene Ontology annotation, biological process: proteolysis.